CACAGCUGGACUCCAUAUUUAUGGUCUGAACAUCAGUUAUGCUCAGUCAACUUCCUGCUGUUCUUUUUACACCAGAUCCAGGAUCUUCAGUCAGUCCAACAUGGACCUGAUGUUCUGAUCCAGUCUGACUUGUCAUCAUCUGGGAUUCAUUUUCAGGAACUGGAGCAAAACAUGAUCCUUUUUAUGAAGAACGAGCUGAAGAAGAUCCAGAAGGUUUUGAAUCCAGGUUAUCCAGAACGCGUAGAGAGUCAGAAGGAGGAUGAGGAGAUGCUGCAGGGCGAUGAUGACGAGCAGAGGAGGAGGAGCAGCACAGAACCUUUGAUGAAGAUCAUAGUUUUCUUCUUGAGGAGGAUGAAUCAGGAGGAACUGGCCGAGCACCUGCAGAGCAAAACUCCUUCCAUGUGUCAGGAUAACCUUAAAUCCUCAAUGAAGACAAAGUUCCAGUGUGUGUUUGAGGGAAUCGCUAAAGCAGGAAGUCCAACCCUGCUGAACCAGAUCUACACUGAGCUCUACAUCACAGAGGGAGGAACUGGAGAGGUCAACCAGGAACACGAGGUCAGACAGAUUGAAACAGCAAACAGGAAACAACACAGACCAGAAACAACAAUAAAACAAGAAGACAUCUUUAAAGUCCCACCUGGAAGAGAUCAACCAAUCAGAACAGUGAUGACAAAAGGAGCGGCUGGCAUUGGGAAAACAGUCUUAAUACAGAAGUUCACUCUGGACUGGGCUGAAGGCAAAACCAACCAGAACAUCCAGUUCAUAUUUCCAUUCACCUUCAGAGAACUGAAUUUACUGAAAGAAGAAAAGUUCAGCUUGGUGGAACUGAUUCACCAUUUAUUUCCUGAAACCAAAGGAAUCAGAAACUUUGAAUCGUUUCAGGUUCUGUUCAUCUUUGAUGGUCUGGAUGAAAGUCGAUUUAAUCUGGAUUUCUACAACAAUCUGAUCCUGACUGAUGUUACAGAGUCCAGCUCAGUGGAUGUUCUGCUGACAAACCUCAUCAGGAAGGAACUGCUUCCCUCUGCUCUCCUCUGGAUAACCACACGACCUGCAGCAGCCAAUCAGAUCCCUGGAAAGUUUGUUGACAUGGUGACAGAGGUCAGAGGGUUCACUGACCCCCAGAAGGAGGAAUACUUCAGGAAGAGAUUCAGAGAUGAAAAGCAGGCAAACAAGAUCAUCUCCCAUAUAAAGACGUCCAGAAGUCUCCACAUCAUGUGUCACAUCCCCGUCUUCUGCUGGAUCACUGCUACAGUCCUGGAGGACAUGUUGAAGACCACAGAGGGAGGAGAUCUGCCAAAGACUCUGACUGAGAUGUACAUCCACUUCCUGGUGGUUCAGACUAAAGUGAAGAAGAUCAAAUAUGAUGGAGGAUCUGAAACUGAUCCUCACUGGAGUCCAGAGAGCAGGAAGAUGAUUGAGUCUCUGGGAAAACUGGCUUUUGAUCAGCUGCAGAAAGGAAACCUGAUCUUCUAUGAACCAGACCUGACAGAGUGUGGCAUCAAUAUCAGAGCAGCCUCAGUGUAUUCAGGAGUUUUCACACAGAUCUUUAAAGAGGAGAGAGGUCUGUACCAGGACAAGGUGUUCUGCUUCAUCCAUCUGAGUGUUCAGGAGUUUCUGGCUGCUCUUCAUGUUCAUCUGACCUUCAUCAACUCUGGAGUCAAUCUGCUUGAAGAAUGUGAGACAGAAGAAAAGAAAUCAAAACUGGCUAAUUUACAUCAGAGUGCUGUGGACAAGGCAUUACAGAGUCCAAAUGGACAUCUGGACUUGUUUCUGCGGUUCCUCCUGGGUCUUUCACUGCAGACCAAUCAGAAACUUCUACAUGGUCUCCAGACAGAGAAGACAAGAAGCCUACAGAAAAACCAGCAAACAGUUCAGUACAUAAAGCAAAAGAUCAGUAACAAUGUGUCAGUAGAUAAAAGCAUCAACCUGUUCUACUGUCUGAAUGAACUCAGGGAUUGUUCCUUACAAGAGGAGAUCAGAAAGUACCUCAAAUCAGGAAGUCUCUCCACAGAUAAACUGUCUCCUGCUCAGUGGUCGGCUCUGGUCUUCAUCUUACUGUCAUCUGGAAAAGCUCUGGAUGAGUUUGAUCUGAAGAAAUACUCAGCUUCAGAAGAGGCUCUUCUCAGACUGCUGCCUGUGGUUAAAGCUGCUAAGAAAGCUGUGUUGAGUGGCUGUAACCUGUCAGCAGGAAGCUGUGAAGCUCUGUCCUCAGUUCUCGGUUCCCAGUCAUCUAGUUUGAGAGAACUGGACCUCAGUAACAACGACUUGGAGGAUUCUGGGAUAAAGCAACUGUGUCACGGACUGGAGAGUCCAUGUUGCAAACUGGAAACUCUCAGUCUUUCAGGCUGUCUGAUCUCAGAGGAAGGCUGUUCGUCUCUGGCUUCAGCUCUGACCUCCAACCCCUCCUACCUGAGAGAGCUGGACCUGAGCUACAACCACCCAGGAGAGUCUGGACUCAAACUGCUGUCAGUCAGUCAAAAGAUGCCUGAUUGCAGAUUGGACACCAUCAGAGCUGAACCUGGUUCUGUCCAGUGGUUGAAGCCAAACUUCAGAAAAUUUUUUAAACAAUGUAUUGAACAUAUUUUUCCUCAGUCCUGUAAACUCACACUGGACCCAAACACAGCUCACAAGUUCCUCCAGCUGUCUGAGAACAACAGGAAGGUGACAGACCUGCGGAGGGAACACCCUUACCCUGAUCACACAGAACGAUUUGACUACUGGCCCCAGGUGCUUUGUGAAACUGGUUUGACUGGUCGCUGUUACUGGGAGGUUGAAUGGGUUGGAAAGGUUUAUGUUGCAGUGAGCUACAGAGGGAUAGGAAGGAAUGGUGACAGCGAUGGCUCCAAGUUUGGAGGGAAUGAUCAGUCUUGGUGUCUUGCCUGCACUGAUGGAGGAUACAGUGCUUGGCACAACAACAGCGGGACACCCAUUCCUCUUCCUCCCUGUCCUACCGUCUCCCGCCGUGUCGGAGUCUAUGUGGACUGUCCUGCUGGUGUCCUGUCCUUCUACAGAGUCUCUUGUGAUGUCAUGACCCACCUCCACACUUUCAGCGCCACAUUCACUGACCCUCUGUAUGCUGGCUUUGGGUACGGGUGAAAUUAAAUUCCUCUGCUCUUCUCUGUCAGCUGUAAACAAACAGGAUGUGGUUUGAUUAACUCGGUAAAAAAAUAUUCCUCUAUAUGAGAUCAAAAAGAAUAGGUAGAGGAGACAUCUUCAAAUGCUCCAAACGAACCUGUUGAAUCUGUAUU
Molecule: messenger RNA, 3248 nt
Organism: Poeciliopsis prolifica (blackstripe livebearer)
Lineage: Eukaryota; Metazoa; Chordata; Actinopteri; Cyprinodontiformes; Poeciliidae
Product: NLR family CARD domain-containing protein 3-like
Exons: 6
Coding region: 172-3096 (974 amino acids)
Molecular function (GO): protein binding
Source: RefSeq, a predicted model, not a curated record